GGUGUGUGCACAAAUGUGAAACAGUCAAGUCGAAACUGUUGCUGACACGAGUCUGAAUGACAUGCCUGUUUACUGACUUCAGAGAGCAAUAUUCUCCUUCAAAUGAAACUAAUAUACUCUUAACCUGCAUGUACGAAACAAGGACCUAAAGGCGACAGAUUCUUCACAAUCAUGCUAAAGCAGUUUAACAUCUUAAAACAGUUUGGAAAUGGGGGGAAGUCACAAGAUGCAACUGACCUUCUCUCAGAGGAUCUUGUUAUGGUGGAACAACGUGUGGAGCCAGCAAAGAAAGCUGCCCAGAUCAUCUACAAGAAGUUGGUAGGCUGCCUGCAGAGUCAGCAGGGACUGGACUCUGAGAAACGGAUGAAAAAGUUACCCCUCAUGUUGCUGUCUGUCAGUAUGGCUGAGAGCUUUAAGGAUUUUGAUGGCGAUUCCUCCAUAAGAAAGGUUUUGGAAAUGUGCUGCUUUAUGCAAAAUUUCCUGGCACGGACCCUGGCUGACUUUGAGAUGAAGCUGGAGAAAGAAGUCCUUGUGCCUCUGAAUAAGCUCAGUGAGGAUGAUCUGCCGGAGAUCUUGAAAAACAAGAAACAGUUUGCUAAACUUACAACAGACUGGAAUAAUGCUCGCGUCAGAUCUCAGACCAGCACAGGCCCACAGGCCAAGCAAGACGGACUAAGAGAGGAUUUAGAGGAGGCCUGGAAGAGACUGGAGUCUAUUAAGGAUCAGUACUCUGCAGACCUCUAUCAUUUUGCCACUAAAGAGGAUGAGUAUGCCAGCUACUUCAUCCGUCUUCUAGAUCUGCAAGCUGAAUAUCACAAGGCCUCAUACGAAUUCCUGGAGAAAAACAUAACCGAGCUCAAAGAGAGUCACAGCAACACAGAGCCCCAGAUGAGUUCAUCAGAAGAAAAGGUUUUCGGAGAGCCUCUGCUGUCUCACCUUCAGAGCUGUGGAAGAAAGAUCGCUGUCCCUAUUGAGGAGUGUGUCGGCAUGCUGCUACGUACAGGGUUGAGGGAAGAGGGUUUGUUCAGGCUGGCAGCUGCUGCAUCGGUUGUAAAAAAACUGAAGAGCUGUCUGGAUUCAGGGACUGUCGACCAGAAAGAGUUCAGCUAUGACCCACAUGCUGUGGCAGGGGCUCUCAAGAGUUACUUGAGAGAGUUGCCUGAACCGCUCAUGACAUUUGAGUUGUAUAAUGAAUGGUUCAAAGCUGCAGCAGAAAAAGAAACGGAUGAAAAAUUAAAGCAGUUGCGGACAGUGUUGCAAAAACUUCCUAAAGAAAACUAUGACAACCUGAAAUACCUUGUCCAGUUCCUGUCAUACUUGUCAGAGCAGCAAGCGGUGAAUAAGAUGACACCCAGUAAUAUAGCCAUAGUGCUUGGACCUAAUCUUCUGCGCCCUCGCAGUGAAGACGAGACAGCAUUGCUGGACAUGGCAUCUGCCUCUUCAGUGCAAGUUGUGGCUGUCAUAGAGCCGCUUAUACAGUAUUCCAAGAGCCUCUUCCCAGAAGAGGUUGAAUUUGAGGUCCCAGAACUUCCUGAAAGCCCGAUCCCGAAAAUAUCCCGGAGACCACUUUCUGACAGCAUCUUACCCUCUCCCCCUUUCUCCUCUGCUCGAUCGUCACUAUUAAAAACUGACAGCUCUGCAUCAUCGGAGGACCUUGGGGUGACAGUAGUCGUGAAACCUCUGGUGAACCGUGACGCUGUUGUGUGGGACAACAACGAUUCUUAUACAACUGCUCAGCCACCUGUACUCAAUCACAUGCCUUCAGCACUUCCUCGUUACACUCCGGUACACGCCCACAGCCAAUCACAGGCUAAGACACAGUGCUCCAGCCAAUCAGAGCCGACUCAGGAGCUGCCCUCCCAAUCCCAGGAGCCCACCCUGAAGAUCGCUGCUCCUUUUAAACCAAGGAGGUCUUUCAUUCAGCACAAGGCACCAAACCUUGCCAAAGGCCCUCCUUUGAAUCAGGCAGGUGCUUUCCCAGCAGCCCAGACGAAAGUGUUUCCUGUUCCUCUGCCGAGAAGCUCUGAAAUAAAACCACCACCUUCACCCAAGCCCGAAAACACCCAAGCUUCAUUGGCCACGUUGCCUGAAGGAGGACCACAAAAGAAACCCCAAGGCAGAAGACCUAAAGUUCCUCCUCCACAACCCCCCCAAGCACUGAUCAAGCAGCUCUCGUCUCCAGCUCAGUGAGUCUUGGAAAAGAAAGUCGACUGGGAAAAAGCACUGGUUUGCUAUGACAUCUAACAGUUUGUACUUUCUCAUGUGCAGUAUCUUCUGGUUAAGCUUUUAACUGCAGUGUUUUUUAAUACACUAGUGUUCAAAAGUUUGAGGUCUGUAAGAUUUAAAAACAAAAAUGUUUUUGCCAAAAUUGCAGUAAAAAAACAGUAAUACUGUAAAAUAUUGUUACAAUUUAAAAGAACCGUUUUCUAUUUUAAUAUUCAAAAUGUAAUUUAUUCAUGUGAAGGCACAGCUGAAUUUCCAUUACUCUAUUACUCAUCAUUACUCCAGUCUUCGGUGUCACAUGAUCCUUCAGAAAUCAUUUCAAUAUGUUAGAUUUGGUGCUCAAGAAACAUUUUUUAUUAUCAAUUCUGAAAACCGUGAUGCAUUUGUUUCUUUGAACGUAAGUUCAAGAGAACCGCACUCUCCUCUAAAUUUAUAAAUAUCUUUCACUUUCAGUUUUGAUCAGUUUAAUGCAAUCUGAAUAAAAGAAUACGUUUCUUCAAAAAAAAACAACCUUUGACCCCAAGCCUUUGAACAAAAGUAUAUGUCGUUUUGGUUUUCCUUUUGGUAUCUUAGAUCAGCUUUAGAGAUACGGGUUUUAAGAACUGUCAAACACAAAUAUACCACAGCACAAUCUGACAUCCUUUGGUUUUCGUUUAAGGCGUACUGACAAGCUUCACGUUAGAUAUUAAUAUAGAAGCUUAUAUAGAAGCAUGACAUUUAUAAACGCCAUAACAGUACAAUCAUCUACAACCUUGUUAAAGCAUUUUAAGGCUGAUGUUGUUCAUAGCUUCUUUUAAUGAAACUUUAUUGCUGUCAUUGAAGGGUAACAUACAUUGCUAUUUUGUAAAUUUCUUGUGCAAAGCCGCUCGUACGUACAGUAUGUAGAUAUUAUAUUGUGAUUAAGGGAAUUGAGAGGUUAACUGUCAAAAUAAAACGUAAAUUCAAACAAAAUUCAUAUUGAUAUUUAAUCAUCAUUUCAUAAUACAUUGAUAAAAGUUGUUGGGCAUCAUAUAAUGUUACUAUAUACUGUGUUGCUCUUAAGAUAUUUAUCAUGUAAUAAAUGAAAGAAAAAUGAAAG
Carassius auratus (goldfish) is the source of this 3301-nucleotide messenger RNA. RefSeq names its product SH3 domain-binding protein 1-like. Gene Ontology annotation, cellular component: cytoplasm; cytosol; intracellular anatomical structure. Gene Ontology annotation, biological process: regulation of Rac protein signal transduction; positive regulation of GTPase activity; regulation of actin cytoskeleton organization. The coding region runs from base 172 to 2190 and encodes 672 amino acids. NCBI's taxonomy places the organism in Eukaryota, Metazoa, Chordata, Actinopteri, Cypriniformes, Cyprinidae. Gene Ontology annotation, molecular function: protein binding; GTPase activator activity. The transcript is spliced from 18 exons. The record is from RefSeq and is a predicted model, not a curated record.